CCCACCUUCUCUCUCUCUCUCUCUCUCUCUCUCUCUACCACUAAUGGCUUCCCUCUCUCUCGCCAAGCACUCUCUCCCCUCUCUACUUCCCAACCAAACCCCUAAAACCCCAUUUUCUCAUAACCUCUCAAUUCUCCCCAAAUCAUCACAAUCUCAGUUUUGUGGACUCAAACUCUCUUAUGCUACUUCUCUCUCAAUCCCCUCUUCUUCUACUUCUUCACUACUCAGGAGUUCCAUUUUUGCCAAGGUGAACAAAGGUGGGGUGCCUCCAUCAUUUACAUUGAAAGAUCAGGAUGGAAAGACUGUGAGCCUCUCCAAAUUCAAAGGCAAGCCUGUUGUUGUCUAUUUCUACCCUGCUGAUGAAACCCCUGGUUGCACCAAACAGGCAUGUGCUUUCAGGGACUCCUAUGAAAAGUUUAAGAAAGCAGGAGCUGAGGUUGUUGGAAUAAGCGGCGAUGAUCCAUCAUCACACAAGGCGUUUGCGAAAAAAUACAGACUUCCAUACACAUUGCUAAGUGAUGAGGGUAACAAGGUCAGAAAAGACUGGGGUGUGCCAUCGGAUCUGUUUGGAACCUUGCCUGGAAGACAGACCUAUGUUAUUGACAAGAAGGGGGUGGUUCAACUCAUCUACAACAACCAGUUCCAACCCGAAAAGCAUAUUGACGAGACCCUAAAGAUACUUCAAAGUAUUUGAGUCCGUAAGUUAGAUUCUCAAUCCAAUGUGUUUUUUUUUCCUCCCCUGCCCAUCAAAUUUGUUGUCUUGAUGUUAGAUGUUUGAAAUCUUCAUAUGAGUCCGAACCCUGUUACUCGUAGCAAUUAAUUUAAGAAAGAUAUAUUAUUUUUGUUCUUCGUUA
This is a messenger RNA of Cornus florida, 854 nucleotides long. Its product is annotated as peroxiredoxin Q, chloroplastic. Gene Ontology annotation, cellular component: chloroplast thylakoid membrane; cytoplasm. The coding region runs from base 44 to 694 and encodes 216 amino acids. Gene Ontology annotation, molecular function: thioredoxin peroxidase activity. Gene Ontology annotation, biological process: cell redox homeostasis; cellular response to oxidative stress. The record is from RefSeq and is a predicted model, not a curated record. The transcript has 4 exons. NCBI's taxonomy places the organism in Eukaryota, Viridiplantae, Streptophyta, Magnoliopsida, Cornales, Cornaceae.